CUAUUGGUUAUCAAUAUUCUAUCGUUUACAAAAUUACAAAAUAUUAAAUAAUGUUUAUUUAAUAUUUAUCGUUUUAUAGUAGCAACUAUAGCAAACACAAACGUAUUAUGGCGCAACGCAAUACAAAUAAUUCAUCUCACUUUUCUUCUAUUUGUGCUUUAUAAUCCGAGUUGUAUCAAAAAUCAAAAUGUAUACAAAUCAAUACACUCCUCAGUAUUCACAAUAUAAUCAACAAUAUCAACAAUAUCCGUCUAAUUACUACCAAAUGUACAAUUAUAACCAACAACCUGCUUACAAUGUUCCACCGCCAACGCAAACAGCUACGACGUUUAUAACUCCAAAUGUACCCGUUCAACAGCCACAAGUAUCAACUCCUGUACAAAAUGUUACAAGUUUAUGGAUGGGAAGUCUAGAACCUUAUAUGACAGAGAGUUUCAUCACGGGUGCUUUUCAAAAGAUGGGAGAAUAUCCAAAGAAUGUUAAGUUGAUGCGUAAUAAAAAUACUGGUGAAACUGCUGGCUAUGCAUUUGUUGACUUUUAUGAUCCAGUAUCUGUUAUGCACAAACUCAAUGGAAAAUAUAUACCUGGUACUAAUCCACCUGUAAGAUUUAAACUCAAUCAUGCUGGAAAUCCUGGAAAAAUUACUACAAGCGAUAGAGAUUUUUCUGUUUGGUUAGGCGAACUUAGUUCUGAUGUAGAUGACUAUCAGUUAUAUAAAACAUUUGCUUGCCGUUAUCAAUCUAUACGUACAGCUAAAGUGGUUUUAGACAGUGCUGGUUAUAGUAAAGGAUAUGGAUUUAUUCGUUUUGGCAGUGAAGAAGAACAAAAACACUGUCUCAACAAUAUGAACGGUUUUCCAGGUCUUGGUUCCAAACCCAUAAAAGUUAGCAGUGUUAUACCAAAAUCAGAACGUCAUAUUGUUGUUGCUUCAAAUGAAUCUCAAGGAUAUAAGGCUAGUCAAGAUUAUGGACAGUAUUUUGAAACUAACUAUUGGCAUCGAUACUCAAUGUGGAAUCAACCUCAAAGUCAGAAUUGUGUGCUUAAGCCAGAACCAACUAUUGAAACAACUGCUAUUAAAACUAAUGGGAAUUUAAAUUUAGUUGAUUACAAAAAAUCAAUUGAUAUAGAUGCAUUAAACAAAGACCUGGUUACACAAGAUUACAAUUUAUGGGAUGCGCUUGAAAGUUCUAAAUGGUUACCACUUGACACCAUAGAAAUUAUUUAAAUAUGAAUCAGAACAUCAAAUAUUUAAGACCAUUUUUCUAAGUUUAUUUGCUCAAAUAUGUUUUUUCUUGUAUAAUAAUAUUAAAAUAUUUUUUUUAGAACAUAAAAAAUACACUUUUGAGAAAUAUAACUUACGAUAAUUUUAAAUUAAUAAACAACUGAUGAUAUUCUCCAAGUAUCAAUUUAUUAUUUUCUUCUUGUAUGUACAUAUAAAAUAUAGUAUUGAGUCAUGUUUAGAUUAAGUACACGAAAAUAAUAUUUUAUCUAUUUAUAUAUUGUAUUUUUAGUGUUACCUAUUAAAUAGUUUUAAUCACUA
Molecule: messenger RNA, 1540 nt
Organism: Rhopalosiphum padi (bird cherry-oat aphid)
Lineage: Eukaryota; Metazoa; Arthropoda; Insecta; Hemiptera; Aphididae
Gene: Secp43
Product: tRNA selenocysteine 1-associated protein 1
Exons: 7
Coding region: 188-1225 (345 amino acids)
Molecular function (GO): RNA binding
Source: RefSeq, a predicted model, not a curated record